GCAGAGGAAUCGGCCAGUAUGCAAACAUGCCAACAUAUAUGGAGUCUAUUCGAAAGUUUGCUACUGAUAACGGGUUUGAACUAGAGGAUGUUAUACCUGAUGGGAACUGCAUGUUCAGGGCAGUUGUGGAUCAGCUAAAUGUGAACGGUGACUUAGGAUAUACUCCUCAGUCUUUGCGGUUAAAGGCAGUAAGAUAUUUACGACAAAAUCCUUGUCAGAGUGAUGGGAGUAAGUUAGAGGCAUUUCUAUUAACGGAGACAUGGGAACAGUAUCUAUUAAGGAUGGAACUGAAUUCGCAGUGGGGUGAUCACAUGAUACUGAAAGCCAUAGCUGAUGCACUAAACUUGAUAGUGGUUGUUUUUAAUGUCUUCAAAGACGAUAUUCGAAGGACAGAAAUCCUACCAGAAGGUACUCCAAUUACGAAACGUCAAAGACUUACAAUAUAUCUAGGACACAUUGGGGAAUUCCACUACUUGAGUUUACGUGAGCGCGACUGGGAGAUUUACUGGCCUUUCAAGUCUUUGAUAAGAAGGUAUCAAGUAUUCAGAAAAAUGACAUCACCAUCCACGAGCAAAAAAGAUAUUCGUGAAAAGAUUGAGAACAUGGGGAAAGAAGAUUUUUUAAUGGGUGCAGAGUUGAAGAUUCCACACGAAGCGGAGGCUUCAGAUCAAUUAUCAAUCUCACCCUCUAAGCCUAUCGAUAUACUGCCUGAACAAAAUAGAACGUUUGUUAGAUAUGGCCUAGCCCACCUCCAACUUCAGGAGAAUAGUGAAUCACUUGACUCGCUGCUUAUGGACUGUCAUGGAGUUGAUUCUUUAACUGGACUCCCAUUACCGCAUUUUUCUUACGUGAUAAAUUUCUUAUUAAAAAUACAACCAUUAACGUCCGUGGUACAUGUUUAUAAGCCGGAAUUUCCUCCGGAAGAAAAUAUCCCUGGGUUUCAUAUUCAGAUGAAUGGUGCUUCGGUUGAGGAUGUGAACAUUUGCAUGAAAGACGUUACCAAGGAAAAGAAAAUGCAGUACUACGAGGAUGUUAAAUUCAUAAAUAUCCCAACCACUACAAUGUGCGACAUGCUGGUAAACGUUGUUUAUCUUGUUGAUGCUAAUACAGAUAGAACACUACUGACAUUGUUAGCGGAUUGUGCGGAUACUCAUCCAGGGUAUUGUAGAUUAACUCCUGCAUUCCCAGAAAACAUGGUCUGGGCUGGCUUACUUUAUCGCAGAAAUUCAGAAGUGUAUCUUCAAAAGACGUCUAUACCGUCUGCGGUACAGAAUAAGCUAAAUACCUUUCAAAGUAAAAAACUGGGAUAUGGUUAUCACUGUAAUCGCUUUCCUAAGUCAGCUCGACCAUGGCACUCUAAACAACGGAAAUGCAAAUGGCCAUCUGAAGAUAUAAUUGAAGAAAUAAUGUCAGGUGGUUGCAUACUUGUACAAAGAGCUCACCCAAAUAGCGUACUUCCAGAGGUUGAGUGGAAAUUUGUGUUUUCAAAUGCAGAACAAGUUCUCUUGAAGAAAGCACUAUGUCAAAAACAAAAGAGUGUAUUUAAAAUGUUCAAAGUAACUGCAGAGUACCUUACUCGCCAUCUUGAAAAAACACUCAAGCAUAAGCAUUUGAAAAAUGUUUUCUUUUAUGCCUGUGAAAACAUUGAAAGAAAGGUAUGGGAACAAAAUAUCGGGGGGUGUUUGCUGUAUAUUUUUGGCUAUCUUUUAGAUUGUUUGAAGAAACGAAACAUACCACACUACUUCAUACCUGAAAAUAACCUUAUUGAUUGUUAUUCUGAAAAAGAGAUUCAAACAAUAGCCACGUAUAUAGAGGCAUUUCGUGUUUUACCAAUUCACUGCCUGGGAAACAUGUACAAAAGGCAUGGUUGGAAAAAUGUCUUCACGCCGAGUUUGGCGGUUUUGAAAGACUGCAAACAGUUUUCAGAGACUCGAGAUAUACGUCAUGCAUGGCUUAAUGUUUUCCUUCCAGCAUCUAUGAAGAUGGCAACGAGUAUAGUUAAUUUUGGAUUUUACGACCAAGCAUAUGAAUUAAUAUGCGAAGCGUACGAAGAUCUUAAACAAUCGCCACUAUCAAAGACCCCUUCAUUCGACCAAGUAUUUCAGGACUCACUGAAAUAUGUUAAAACUAGUGCUUGUCGUGAAGCUCUCGUUAAACUGCACAACAAGAAAUGCGGUAGAAAUGUUACAAACAAUAACCAGAAGUCAAAGAAUCGUCAAACAAUUAAUAUUAGUGAAGUAUUGCCAUUCAGUGUGGAUGAACGAAUAAGAGAUUUUGAAAUCCCAGAAACGCAAUCUAAGGUUCAGACGUUGAUAAUAGCUUGGCUAGAUUCAAAGGCAUAUGAAUAUUAUAUGGGUGGAAAAUGUGUAAUGGCAGAGGUUCUACUUCAGACAACUAUAAAAUACAUUAAAUUCCUACUGAAAGAGCAAAACGAGUUUGACGUUAGUGAAAUAGAGGACAAAAGUCUUCAAUCAGAAGUUUGGCAACAGAGAACAAGUCUGAUUACUCUCCUUUAUGAAGAAUAUUGGCAUUUGUUAGAAGCAUGUUAUGGACUUGGAAGUAUACGUUCCUUUGAUGAACAUUUGUCGGAUUUAGAAAACUACCAGCACUCCGUAGAGGGAUCAGACGAACUAUUGGCGUCAGUACAUGCAUUCCCUAGAAGAAUUCAUCCAUCAUUUCAUUUUACAGGUUCUAGAGAUUCAAGUCUAAAAUCAUUGUUUUAUAUGAUACACAGCAUGAUGGACUCAACAGAAAACAAUGAAUUUACACAUGGUUACAGUUCCCUCCCAGCGUCUCUGCCUGAGAUGCCGACUUGUCACUUCAACUCAGUAGUGCAAAUGAUAGAAAAGAAAAGGAACCAAUCUCAUUGUACAUUUACUGGAAUAUGGAAAACUGAGCAUGGAAUCAAAGAAAGCCCAAGUGAAAAGGAAGAAGAAAUAGAAAAUAAUUUUACUUUCUUUGAAGAUGAUUUUGAUCUUGGUUUUGACAGUGCCAUUAUGAAAGAUCAUUCAAAGGUUUGGAGAGAGGAAGAGAAUGAACAUAACGUUAAAGAGAAACUGGAGUUUAACGACUUUGAAUUAAAUAACGAGAAACAGGAUAUGCAAGAUUUAGAAAUACAGGGUAGUUUUAAGUUUAGUUUUUCAGAACAAGGAAAUACUACAACUGAAUCUAGUUACGAGGAACUUAAAGUCGCGGAAGUUUCUGGGGGAGAUGAUAUAAAAUAUACACAUCCCCAGACUAGGUUUAGCUGCAAAACAUAUGGGGAUUUUGAAAACUCUUCCUCGUGUUCUGAUCUAAAAUUAAACUUUAGGAGUUCGACAACAGACGGAACUCUAACAGAAUCAGGGACUCAAAAUAUUGUAAGCCAAACAGGAAAGAAUUUAGACAUAAAUAGAAAUAAAGGAUCAGAUUUUGAAUCGAAUAUAUCUUUUAGCAUUGACAUUUCUGGCAAACAUUCAGGAGAGUCAGAACCUGACAGUACCUCGAAUGGUGUCCAAGGUUCCACAACAAUGAAAGCUGAAUCGUCAGAAGAGAUCUGUGAUAAAGACCCAGAGAAAAUUCCACCGACUAAAAACGAACAGAAUGUACGUGAAGAACUUCAUAGAACUCCGUCGUCCUCAAGUCGUACUGAAAAGGACAUGCAAGAAAAAGAAAAGGAAGAAACCCAGAGUUUGUUGUCGACUAAAAGUACCAACCACAGCAACAAAAAAAUAUUUGCAGCCCGGCGAAAUCAAGGAACACAAGAUGGUGAUAACUAUUGGAACUUUCCCGAUAAUUCGGUGACAAGUAAAACGCCGGACAGAUCAAAUUGCUUUAAAACAUAUGGGUCGAAAAAAGCUGGAAAUAGUUGGGGCAAUUCGUACUAUGACUAUAAUAAAUUUAACAGCCUUUUUGAAUACUCACCUGCAACAACGUACUUUACGUACUAUACCAAAGCUAUGGAGGAUUUCGCUGAAGCUAAUGAUCUGGAGCUCCAUGACGUGGAAGCAGACGGCAACUGUAUGUUUCGCGCUGUUGAAGACCAGAUGAGAAUCAAUGCCGAAUUUGGACAUACUGCAAAAUCUCUUCGUCUGAAGGCUGUUGAGUACCUUCGACAAAAUCCAGAACAGGAGGACGGUGGUCACCUUAGGGACUUCCUCUCGACCAAAGAGACCUGGGAACAAUACCUGUAUAGAAUGCAAAGAAAUUCGUCCUGGGGGGAUCAUUUAACUCUUACUGCCAUAUCUGAAGCAUUUAGAAAAACCAUCAUUGUUUUCAAUAUUGGGAAAGAAAUUCGUCGAACCGAAAUAGUACCAAAAGUUCCGGGAAACUCGAGUGAUACCCAAUUGUUCCUUGGUCAUAUUGGUGAAUAUCAUUAUCUUAGUCUAAGACCUAAAACGUGGGAGAGAAAAUGGCCUAUUCAAGCUCAACUUUACCGUACGAUGUGGAGCCAACAUCAAAUACUUACGAAAUACAUCGAGGCAAAGCUAGACAUCAUUGAACUGAAAAGAAAGAUCACAUGCUACAAAAAUUGGAUAAUGCAUGACGAAAAAAUGCAGUCCAUCUUAAGUUCCAACGGCGAGGGAGAUAUCAGUGACAAUGAGACAGACCCACCUGCAGCCCAGCCCCAUAUUAAUCUUCCACGUGCAUCUACCAAUGAAGAAAUAUCUGAAGAUGAGGAAAAAUUUUUAAAUGAAAAACUGUCGAGCAUACAGACCCUUGUUCAGGAGCUUCCAAUUGGUUUUAAUUACAAUGGAUGGAUCACGCACAAAAAAGACGAUAAUCGUUAUCGUCUAGUGGUUGACCCCUUAUACAUCGAUCCUGAAUGUGGAGUACCCCUUCCUCAUCUGUCAUUUAUUUUGCAAUUCUGGAUGAAGGACACAAUUCAACUUCCAGUUAAUAUAGCCUUUCCUGGAACAUCUAAACCUGUUCCUGAUAACUGCGUUGUUGAAUACGCCGGGAGUUCUUGUGAUGCUACCAACGCGUACCUACCAGACCGCUCCGAAAAUGGAGUUUCAAAAACAUCAACCAGGUUUCCUUGUGAGCCAAUAAAAAUUUUCUGUCGUAAGGACAUUACUGUGAAGUUUACGAAUAAUGGAGAGACGAAAGAAAAUGAAAUAUUUGUAGAUGAAAGCGAAACACAUCCAGGCUACUGCAGACUUCGUCCAAGUGCCGAAAAUCAUGAACUCUGGGGCAGUCAGCUUUUUUACAUGGAUAACGACUGUUUUAUACAAGAAAGUGAUCCAAAUGAUUCAGAAGAUCUGCGUGAAUACCAUGGUUUUCAAAGCGACGAAUGGGUUCCUUCCAGAACUGAUUGGGCUACUCGCUCUCGACCCUCUAUGUGGCCUUCAGAUGAAUUGAGAGAAAAAAUCCAAAAAGCCGGGGUAAUCUUCAUUCACCGUCCCCACAAGUCUAGUCAGGAACCAACUGUGGAGUGGCAAAUCAUUUUCUCUAAAGCAGAGAAGGAAAUUUUCCUCAAUGUAUUAACCACAUGUCAAAAACAGAAUUACAAUAUUUUUAAAGUUCUGGUUGAUUUUCAGACGAAGCAUUGUAAAUUUCGUCUCUCUCCUUCGCACAUUAAAACUGUGUUUCUGCAUGCUAUGGAAAGUAUCCCACUCCCAAGCUGGGAUAACAAUACCGGCGGUUGCUUACUUUACUUGUUACAUCUCCUGUCUACUUUCUUAGGCAAAGCAAACCUUCCACACUAUUUCAUCUCCGAAAACAACAUGAUAGACCACGUUCCUGAAGAAUCCGUUAAAGAACUUAAGCUUCAAGUUGAUACAAUUAAGCACUUUCCAAUUGAAGUUUUGGAAUUUUGCUUUGAAAAAUAUGGCAUUAUCGGAACUGGUCUUUCAAAAGUCUUAGACGAUUUCGAAAGGUACAGAUUAAGUCGUGAUAUAUCCUGGACGGUAGAGUAUGUAUUCUUGGAUGUUGUUCAGAUGUGGACUUCAAACUGUAGAGAUCAUUAUAAUUUCAAUAGAGCAUUAGAUUUGAUCUAUCAAGCAUAUCUAGUGCAUCAGCACAUGGUUCAGCCCAUCAGCACUUCAGAUACUUCUAAUUUACAGACUUUUGUCUCAAAAGCUCUCGAAAGCUGGCCGGAGGUUGAAAGGUAUAAAUUAUGCAGAAUGUUUGACGACUUAUAUGAUACGAAGCUGAGCAGUAUGGGCAUAACAGAGAAUACGGUUUUCAUUAAGAGUCUUCUUGAGGAAGAAUUAAAGUCCGAAUUUUGCGACAUGCCAAUUCCCAUACAUUCAGUAGGUCACAAAGUCUACGAAGGGAAAUUACUGGAAGAUAUUGCGACAACCUGCAAUUUCUUGAAAAGAGACGAAGAAUCGUUGGUGUUUAUAAAAACAGCAAUUUCCCUUUUAAAGAAAGCGCUACAGGAGGAUAUUCUGGACGUUAGCCAGGUAGAAGACGCUACCUUAAAACUCGAAAUAGGCAAGAAGAAUUACAAACUUACAACCUCCUUAAACAACUCACUUGCUAGCUGCUACCAAAAGCUGAGUACCUGUUGCGUUGCUUCACAACAACAAGAAUUGAUGCAUCAGUAUAUGUCUGAUAUUGAAGCCCUAGCUGAACGAAUGCCAAAAAUGGUCUCUUUCGUGGAGAAGAUGUGGACUCAACUUGGACAAGCAGAAAAGGGAAGAGAGUUCAAGAGGAAACAUGGUGGAUUCCAGAGAAACAAUUGGUGUCAAAAUAAUAUUUAUGAUGACGAUAUAGACUAAGGAUAGAGAUAAAUAGCUUUAAGGA
This is a messenger RNA of Saccostrea cuccullata (small rock oyster), 6729 nucleotides long. RefSeq lists its product as uncharacterized. Lineage: Eukaryota; Metazoa; Mollusca; Bivalvia; Ostreida; Ostreidae. The annotation marks the transcript as partial. The record is from RefSeq and is a predicted model, not a curated record. The transcript is spliced from 10 exons. Gene Ontology annotation, biological process: protein deubiquitination. Gene Ontology annotation, molecular function: cysteine-type deubiquitinase activity.